Paramecium octaurelia is the source of this 309-nucleotide messenger RNA. The record is from the annotation of a GenBank genome assembly. NCBI's taxonomy places the organism in Eukaryota, Ciliophora, Oligohymenophorea, Peniculida, Parameciidae.
AUGGAAUUCACUCCUUAAUCGUCACCCUAAGGAAGUUCCACAGAAAUAAAAAAACAGAUAGAUAUAAAACAUGAUGGUUCUUUGACUUUGCAAGAGUUGAAAUCUAAUUAAACAAUCAUAACUUAGAUAUACUAGAGUUGAAAUCAAUUUAAAAUGUAACAAGAUUCAGGUUUAAUUAUUUCUAUGUGAGAAUAUAUGAUAGAGAAAGUCGAUUGCAAGCUUAUGUUAGAAGUGAAAAUUUGAAAUUACAGACAUUUAAGAUGUAUAUUUUCUACAGUAGCUAAAUUUCCUACUAGUUUUAUUUGUGAA